UACGUAUUAGGAUGCUGGGACUUGUAGUUCUUUACACUUUCAGGGCAUAUAAUACAUUAUAAAGCCUGUAGGGGGCAGCAAAUCCAAACUGUUUCCCAACCAAAACCGAAGAAGAAGCACGAGCACUUCCUCCCAAGUUGUCACCACGGCAACCAGACAUGGCGCCGGGGAACCAACUAAUACUUUCGUCCGCUCCUCUGCAGGUCCUCUUCUACCUCAACAGCUGGUACUUUGGGGCCUUCUACGUGGCAGAGGUCCUGAUCUUCAUCUAUAAAGGGAUUCUACUGCCCUACCCGUCAGAUAAUCUGGUUCUGGAUGUGGUGCUGCUGGUCCUCUUCCUCGGUCUGGAGACUCUCAGGAUCUUUUACGGUUGGAAGGGGAACCUGUGCGAGCGCUCUCUGGCCUCGGCGGCGGCCCUCUUCGUCCUGUGUCCCUGCGCGGCGCUGGCCGUCUACUUCCUGCUGCUGCAGACCUUCGUGCUGCGCCUCGAGUUCAUCCUCAACGCAGCGCUGCUCUGCUUCUACGCCCUCGAGUUCCUGCUCGGCUUGUUCUCCGUAUCGGCCUUCUCCAGGUCCAAAGUGUACUGACGGAGACAGAAGUUUGACUUCACCUGAAACACAGAGAGAGCUUUCUUCAGAUGCCACUUUGUAAAUAACACAUUGUCUAUUUUUCCUGUUAAAAUGUAAAUCUGUUAGAUUAGUUUUUCACUGUUGGUUUCAUACUUUGGCUGGUUUGUACUUUGAAUGUACCCACCCUGAGGCUACGUUUUGGGUUUUUAAGCGUUAAGUUUUGAGCCAAAAGUGAUCCAAAACAAAACGGGUCAGAAGUGUUUCCUAAUAUCUCCGGUUUAGGGGCUCGGAA
Molecule: messenger RNA, 861 nt
Organism: Perca flavescens (yellow perch)
Lineage: Eukaryota; Metazoa; Chordata; Actinopteri; Perciformes; Percidae
Gene: tmem216
Product: transmembrane protein 216
Exons: 6
Coding region: 159-587 (142 amino acids)
Biological process (GO): non-motile cilium assembly
Cellular component (GO): ciliary transition zone
Source: RefSeq, a predicted model, not a curated record